Messenger RNA from Anastrepha obliqua, 454 nucleotides. RefSeq names its product cuticle protein 8 (gene Cpr30B). The record is from RefSeq and is a predicted model, not a curated record. Lineage: Eukaryota; Metazoa; Arthropoda; Insecta; Diptera; Tephritidae. The transcript is spliced from 2 exons. The coding region runs from base 76 to 438 and encodes 120 amino acids. Gene Ontology annotation, cellular component: extracellular matrix.
GCUCGCAUUGUACAGCGUUAACUUCACGGACUACCCUUUGUGCCAAGUUUGUACCAUAUUUAGACAAUUGAGACAAUGUUUUCCAAGUUGCUUAUUCUCGCCAUAGCUGUACUGCAUGUGCAUGCCUUAGUUGAACUUAGGGAUCUGCACGAAGAGCAUGGCCCUGUCGCCUAUGAGUUCCAGUAUGCCGUACAUGACCCGCACACAGGCGACAUUAAAUCGCAGAAGGAAGCGCGUAAAGACGAUCGUGUUGAAGGCGUUUAUGAACUUAUCGAUUCCGAUGGUCAUCGUCGCGUGGUGCAUUACAAAGCGGAUGAUCAUAACGGCUUCGAGGCAGUUGUGUCUCGUGAACCCACCAAUAUUAAAAUUCCCAUUCCUGAGGUGCAUCAUAAAUUAAUUGCCACCAAAAUCGUGACCCCAACAUUGCUGCAUCAUUAGAACGUUGGAGAGAGAC